CAUUGCUUCUCCUUAUUUUUGUCCUCCUCCGUCAUGACAAACCGUGGUAAUACCGAGAUAGAGUACACACAAGUGCCCGACGGGACUGGAGAAGAUGAAUCUCUCGAAUCGAAGGCUCUUGUAGACAAAGCGGCACACGAUGCGGUUCACCAGCAUGACACAACGAUCCGGCAGUCCAUAAAAUACUACCGGUGGGCCAUCUUCUGGUGCCUAGCGGUCAGCGUAACCGUCAUCAUGGAGGGCUACGAUGCAAUUCUACUGAGCAAUUUCUGGGCAUAUCCAACAUUCCAGAGAAAGUAUGGCAAUUGGGUUGGUGUCAGCGAAACCACCCGUUCCGGCUACCAGCUCACGCCGGGUUGGCAGGCCGCACUGGGCAACGGGGCCGGGAUAGGCUCUUUCUUUGGAGCUUUCGCCGAUGGCUAUCUGGUUCAUCGCUUCGGUCCCCGAAAGACGAUUUUGGGCGCCCUUGGGGUCAUGGUCCUCUGUGUCUUUGCUGUGUUUUUCGCCCAGAACAUUGAGACUCUUUUUGUUGGGCAGAUCUUGUGCGGCCUUCCUUGGGGCGUCUUUGCCAGCACGUCCCCAGCAUAUGCGAGUGAGCUCCUCCCCAUGAAACUCCGUGUCUACUUCACCAGCUGGACCAACAUGUGCUUCAUCAUCGGCCAGUUCCUCGCCUCUGGAGUCCUGCGAGCCUGUCUGGUCCGCGACGACGAAUGGGGGUAUCGUAUCCCCUUCGCAUUGCAGUGGUUUUGGCCCAUGUGGCUCAUCCCACUGCUUUACUUUGCCCCAGAGUCGCCUUGGCACCUUGUCCGGAAGGGCAGACUUGAAGAAGCCGAGCGCUCACUGCAACGUCUUCAAGAUCCCGAUGCCCCGCUGUCGACCAAAGAGACGCUGGCUUACAUUGUCUGCACCAACAAUCUGGAGCAAAAGAUGUCGGUCGGGACGGGAUACAUGGACUGUCUUCGCGGCUUCGAACUCCGCCGAACGGAGAUUGCAUGUCUCAGCUUCGGGGGUCAGGUCCUCUGUGGGACAGCGCUGGCUUACAACGCCACUUACUUCUACGAGCAGAUAGGCCUCCCCGCGUCACGCAUCUACAAUCUGAAUUCCGGCGGCUACAUCCUAGCACUCGGGGGCGCAUUUUUCUCAUGGCUCUUUCUGAUACCUCACUUUGGCCGUCGCACAAUCUACCUUUGGGGCUCGGGAGUCAUGUGCUUCAUGCUGUACCUGAUCGCGGUGCUGACCUCGUGGAACUCCCACAAGGGCGUCGCCGAGGCCCAAGCCUACCUCACCAUGGCUUGGAAGUUUGUAUAUCAGCUGUCGGCCGGCCAGCUGGGGUGGGCGAUCCCGGCCGAGGUAGGCAGCACGCGCGUGAGGCAAAAGACGCUAAUUUUGGCGAGGAACGCAUACUAUCUGCUUCACGUCGUGGCCAACACCCUACAACCGUACUUUAUGAACCCUACGGCGUGGAACGUCGGGGCCAGAACCGGCUUCCUCUGGGGCACCACCACCUUGUUGUUUUUCAUUUGGGCGUUUUGGAGACUUCCCGAGACCAAGGAUAGAACGUACGAGGAGUUGGAUAUUUUGUUUGCCCAACGCACGCCUGCAAGAAAGUUUAAAUCAGCAAGAGUUGAUGCUUUUAGUCACGAUGCGCACGAGCUCAAGACCAGUGACAAUAUUUAG
This is a messenger RNA of Pyricularia grisea, 1677 nucleotides long. RefSeq lists its product as uncharacterized. The record is from RefSeq and is a predicted model, not a curated record. Gene Ontology annotation, molecular function: carbohydrate:proton symporter activity. Gene Ontology annotation, biological process: transmembrane transport; carbohydrate transport. Lineage: Eukaryota; Fungi; Ascomycota; Sordariomycetes; Magnaporthales; Pyriculariaceae. The transcript is spliced from 3 exons. Bases 34 to 1677 code for a protein of 547 amino acids. Gene Ontology annotation, cellular component: membrane.